This is a messenger RNA of Misgurnus anguillicaudatus (oriental weatherfish), 1497 nucleotides long. RefSeq names its product ovo-like zinc finger 1b (gene ovol1b). Lineage: Eukaryota; Metazoa; Chordata; Actinopteri; Cypriniformes; Cobitidae. Gene Ontology annotation, molecular function: RNA polymerase II cis-regulatory region sequence-specific DNA binding; DNA-binding transcription factor activity, RNA polymerase II-specific. Gene Ontology annotation, biological process: regulation of transcription by RNA polymerase II; epidermal cell differentiation. The record is from RefSeq and is a predicted model, not a curated record. Gene Ontology annotation, cellular component: nucleus.
UUAACACACCUAAACACACAAAGCAAUGCACCCACACCCAAACCGUAAAUGUUUUUGUUGAUAAAUUAACUAUAUCGACAUAUGAUAAACUAACAAAAAUGUGUGUUUUAAGCAUUAUCGUGGUUUGUAUCGUUCUUAUAAAUGUUACAAAAACCGUUUUAUUGUCAGAAAGGGGAAACCGGUUUUACUGGUAAGCUACCUGCGCUACGCCGUUAUAUUUCUGCGCAUGCGCGUCCUCACCUGGCGGUUCCUGAUCUGUUUAGGUUGAAACUUUUGCGUGGCACUAAAGGUCUGAACGCUCGUAUGUAAAAGGCCUCGGCUGAUUUUUACAAUUAAGGAAGUGAAUUAAAAGGUGGUGUCGACAACUGGAAACAGGAGUUUGAAAUGGCAACGUUUAACUGAUGGAUAAACGUGAGUAGAGUAGACAACACUCCCGUUAUCGCAAGGAUCUACGUUAAAUAACCUCCAUAGGAAGUCAUAUUCGCGAAAAUGCCUCGAGCGUUCCUGGUUAAAAAGGUGAACAUCACUCCUGGAAAGAAAAAUUGGAGUCAUCUCCCAGAUUCUGUGCGUGGUGACAUAGAGAUACCACUGUCUCUUUUUCCAUCAUAUGUGCAUGAGGUCUCAGAGGGCAGCCUUGCAGAGCACUCCUGCUUCACAACUCCCCCAAAAAACAACACAUUUCUACAGGUUCAGACACACGUCCUGUCUGCACAGCUGCCAUCCUCUGCUGCACAAGGUCAACACGAUCAAAGAUCAGAGUGUCGAAUGAGAACCCAGAGAGUGCCUUACUUUCGCUCAAAGAUAAAGAUAACUACCGGAAAUACACCUCCUGUUCCACCAGUCAUCUCAGAAAAUGCAAGCAAAUUAGCAGAUAUUCCAACUGAUCAAUCUGUAUUUACCUGCCAAGAAUGCGAAAAGACAUUUAGCACAGCACGUAUGCUAAAACGACAUGCAAAAUGUCACAGUGAAACGAAGAGAUACUCUUGUGAGCACUGUGGAAAAGGAUUUAAUGAUGCUUUUGACUUAAAGAGGCAUGUGCGUACUCAUACUGGCGUGCGACCCUAUAAGUGCACUUUGUGUGCUAAGGCCUUCACCCAGCGCUGCUCCUUAGAAUCUCACCUAAAGAAGAUCCAUGCAAUUACUCAACAGUAUGCCUACAAAGAGCGCAGGGACAAAUUGUAUGUAUGUGAGGAGUGUGGCUUGACUGCACAGACACAGGACAACCUGUGGAAUCACAUUCAAGCUGAACAUCCAGAAAGCAGACUAAUAACGGACAAGACAAUAGACUUAAAGGAAGGCAACACAUCAAGUUAGAUCAAGACAACUUCACAAAUAUGAAUGACAGCGGCAGCUAAAAAUGAAAAGAUUAAGCUAAUUUAUGAUAAUGAAUUAUAUUGUUAUUCUUGUGUGCACUUUUGUACUGUCAUUAAUUCUACAAAAUGAACCUGUCGGACUGAAGACAAUGAUUUUGAUGCAUUAAAUUAUCACUACACUGAA